Molecule: messenger RNA, 5503 nt
Organism: Stegostoma tigrinum
Lineage: Eukaryota; Metazoa; Chordata; Chondrichthyes; Orectolobiformes; Stegostomatidae
Product: chromogranin-A-like
Exons: 6
Coding region: 513-1736 (407 amino acids)
Cellular component (GO): secretory granule
Source: RefSeq, a predicted model, not a curated record
UGUCAGGCGAUGUGACAACGUAGCAACAUCAGUGAUUAGCUAGAAUCCCAGAUUUAAAAAAAAUCAACCAGUUCGACAGUAUUGCAAACCCUGGAGCUGGGCUUAAACUAGAAUCUCCCAUCUCAGAAGUAGGGACGGUACCAAUGCACCGCAACGUCCUUUCGUCCUAACUGUAGCUAAAUUGGUGGAUUUACGUUUUACAGCUGGGGGACAGUAAAAGGGUGUCUGAAAAUCCCUUUAAAGAUUUGCAUAAUGAGCUCCUGCAGUUAGAUUGACAUCACUUCCUCUGGUCUGGAUAUUUUAAAAAAUCGCUGCUUUGAUCUCAGGCGCCUUCACACAAGGAGAGGACGAAGGUAUCGUCAUUCCCCGCAUCCCUUCCAUUUAGCCGCUCAAAAAAUCAUUCCAAAUUCUCCCGUGAAUCUUCCAGUUUAUUUUGCAAACUGCCCCUGACACCAAGUCAAAACCAACCCAGCCCCCCCUUACCCCAUAAAAAAAGACUAUUACUCUCUCAAAUGCAAACUCCAUUGACACCUCAGUUCAAGAUGAUUUGCAACGUGUUUUUGGCCUGGAUUCUGUUCUGUUCCCAGGUGACCUCCAGACCUGCAAUAUCUGAGCUGCCGAGGGAAGAUCAGAUGGUGACCCGGUGUAUUGCUGAGGCGAUUUCGGAUACACUUUCCAAACCUGACCCCUUGCCAGUCAGCAACAAAUGUAAAAAGAUCCUCAAAGAAGAUGAAAGGAUUCUGGCCAUGGUGCGUCAUCAAAGCCUUCUGAAAGAGCUGGAAGAACUGACAUAUCUCAGGCAGACCAGAGAAGGCUCAACUGAGAGAAAUGAUAAAAAAUUGAACUACCUGGAGGAGGAAAGCAUUGAAUCGAAAGAACAGGAAGACAUGAAGAAGCAAUACAUGUUGGACAAGAGGAAAUCAAGUGCUGGGAUCAGAGAUGGUAUCGAUCAACGAAGAAGAGCCAAUUCUAAGAAGGAUGUCCCUUUAAAAAGAGAGGAAGGCCUGGGGAAAUAUGAAGGAAAUGAAGAGGAGCUGAGGGAGCAGCAUGAUUAUAAAGUGGUGAAUGGCGAAGAUGACACCAAACUAGUCCUCCGCGAAAGCGAGGAAGAACUGAGUGAUGACGAUAACAGGAGUCCUGAUUGGAGACGCCGAGUGUCCUCCGAGGAAGAGGAUUCACUAUCCAGAGAAGAUGAGCAGGAGGACCGCGACGUCCUCAAAAUAGACAAACUGAUCGAGAAGAUUGCCAGGGAGGAACUGGAAGAUGAAGAUGACAAGCAAAUCGAAGAGAAGAAGCAUCACACCAAAGAGUAUGGCUCCAAGAAAAGAAGCAAGGAAGCUCCAGGCCAUGUUAAGAAGCGAGUUGAAGAGAAUGCCAGCGAUGAAGAAACUGAUCAGUUUGAAACUGAGGAUAAGGGAGUCAAGGUCUUUGAUUCCAAGAGCCAUAUGCAUGAGUCUGAUGACAAGCGCUCCCUUGAGAAAAAAUCACAGGAUAACAAGAGACACCACUUACAGGAAGAAGGUGUGGGUUUGAAGAGACAAGAUGAUGGGCUCAACUACCUGGAGGAGAGGCAUCAAGAUAUUGAAAACAACCAAGAAGAAGAGGAGGAUGAGGAGGAGGAGGAGGAGGAGAGGAGGCAACUGCUCUAUGAGCCACACAGGCGAAGGAACCUCAUUGCGAUCGAGAAGGAGCUGAAGAGCAUUGCCGAGAAGCUGAGGGAAAUCCGGAAAGGUUAAGGUGUUUCCGCAAGAGUUGAGCUGCCUCUCCCUCUCAGUCAUGUGUUUCAUUUGUUAACAUUCUCCUCCUGUAUCUCAGCGGCAAUGUACUGUUAUCGUCUCAAGGCUGGAAGCUGCACGGUGUGGCGCUGUGGAGCACGGUGCGGCGCUGUUGUGCACGGUGCGGCGCUGUAGAGCACGGUGCGGCGCUGUUGUGCACGGUGCGGCGCUGUUGUGCACGGUGCGGCACUGUAGAGCACGGUGCGGCGCUGUUGUGCACAGUGUGGCACUGUGGAGCACGGUGUGGCACUGUUGUGCACGGUGUGGCGCUGUUGUGCACGGUGCGGCGCUGUUGUGUACGGUGCGGCGAUGUUGUGCACGGUGCGGCGCUGUUGUGCAUGGCACAGUGCAGUGGUGCAUGGUGUGGCACUGUUGUGCACGGCACAGUGCAGUGGUGCAUGGUGUGGCACUGUUGUGCACGGCACAGUGCAGUGGUGCAUGGUGUGGCACUGUUGUGCACGGCACAGUGCAGUGGUGCACGGCACGGCGCAGUGGUGCACAGUGCAGUGCAGUGGCGCAUGGUGCAGCACUGUUGUGCAUGGCAUGGUGCAGUGGUGCACGGUGUGGCACAGUGCGGCGCAGUGGUGCAUGGUGCAGCGCAGUGCUGCAUGGUACAGUGAAACAGCCUUCAUUACUUGUCUACAUUGGCAAUGUCACCCACUCAUGAAAGGAGUCGGAUUUGGCAGAGGGGGAGAAAUUAAAUUUAAAAGCCACUCCUAGAGUCACCAGGUAAGGACUCCAGAUUCCCUUCUCUAAAGGACAUUAGUGACCCAGUUUGGGCAUUUGUCAUCCAGAUUUUUGUGUUUACUUGAAUUCCAGUUCUUCCAUCUGCCAUGGUAGGGUUCAAACCCAGAUCCCCAAGAACGUUACUACAGUCUCUAGAUUAAUAGUCUAGUGAUAAUUUUUACAGAUGUUCUGCCCUCGAGGGCAAUAUGGCACAGGCCCACAGCAAAUGGAGAAUUGUCCUGGGAGGAGAGAUGGAGUGAACCUGCCCGUCAUCUCUGGGGUUGGGAGGAAUGAGAGGCAAUUGCUUUGGAAUGGGUGGGAUACUGGUAACAGGCAGGUGAUUGGCGCUAACUGAUGGUGCUCACAAUGGGCUGAACGGCCUCUUUCUGCGCCAUAAAAAUGCUGAGGACGCAGUCUACUGAUGGGGAAUUUGUCCUGAUUGUAGGCUCUGGAGUUGGAGUGGGGAGCAUUUCGGACUGAGACGAAGAGAAACCUCUUCACCCGGAAUGCAAGGGAGCCUUUGGAAUUCUCUGAACAGUGGGUGUUCAGCCAUCGAGGGGGGACUGGAGGCUGACUUUGAUAAUUGGAUAUUGAGGUGGUGAAGUGUGCCAACAUUAGCCCUAAUCUUGUUGGAUGGCGGGAUAGCCACCCAUUGAGAUUUCUCUAUUAAACCUGCUCAACAACCAUGCUCGCUAUAAUUCCAUUAGCCAAUCCAGGAUAGGGGGAACCAAAUGGUCUGUUCCCUCUCCUUCUGUUGUGCAACUGAGGGCAUCAUUAAAUAAAUUUGGCUUUUAAUCUGAUCCUGCUGACAAUGUCCUUUAAAUUAUAUUCCUUUGUUGACCCACUGUCUUAACGUUGAAACCAAUUGGUCUUCCACCUACCGAGAAGAUUAUAUUUAAAUUAGAGGAGGAUAUAGCCAGAUACCCCCCUCAAUCGUCAUGUUAAGGGACAAUGGGGUGGAUUGUACAAUUCAUUCUGUUGUCAGUGUGGCCUCGUCAGUCUCGAUCUCAUUAAUGACGUUGCCUUGACAACAGAAUGACAAGCCUUCUAAAUAAGGCGGCCCACAAAUUGAUACCAGCAUAAAAAUAUCAAUCAUCUGAUGCGAGUAGGGAUUGAUGGGUGAUUCUAGGAGAGAUCAGAGGCACUGCUGAAGCUGAACGAUGAAGUGCCGUGGGAAAGUGAGGAAUCCCGGAAGCCCUAGCGGGCAGAACUUUGACCUUUCAGUCUGGGAGGAAUUUGGGUUCUUGCCCAGGAAAAGGAUGUCAAGGCAAGAUGGGGUUGCUGGUGGUGGGGUGGCGGCGGAGGGGGGGGGGGGGUGGUUCAAAACAGCUCAAGCUGUCCUGAGGUGGUCACGAUUACAGAGGAAAACUCAAAAACCACUCGCUCGUUCUGAAGAGGCAGAUUGAAAGAUGAAUUCGGAAACAUUAUUCUUGGAACAACCAGCUGGUAUGCUGUCUGUAAUGAGUAGAAUAUAACUUACAAACCCUUAUUGUCAGGAAACGGGAUCGUUGACCACUUUCUUCUAACGCCUACUUUUACUGAGUAGGUGUAGAUGGGAUGUUUCCUUGGUUGGGAAGGAGGAAGUGUCUAGAACAAACAGGGAUACAACUGGGAUAAGGGGGUCGGCCAUUUUGGAUUCACAGGAGGAGGAAUUUCUUCCCUCAGAGGGUGGUGAAUCUUUGGAAUUAUAGCGAGCACAGUUGUUGAGCAGGUUCAAGAGAGAAAUCUCAAUGGCUGGAUAUUGAGGGGUGUGGGUAUGUUUCUGGCAGGGUCAAUGGGCCGAAUGGUCCACUUCUCCUCCUACUUUAUGUUUCUACAGGAAAACUAGAGGGUAUUAGCUCAUGUUGGAUAGCAGACCAGGUUGAGGGUGCUGGGCAGAAUGGCCUCCUCCUGGCUCUAUUUCCUAUGCCCUCCAAUUGGGCAGGUACAAAUUAUUUCUUUUGUCUCCACUAUUAAUUUUGAGAUUGAAUGCCAGUCUCCUAGUCCCUGUAUUACCGUACGGUAUACCCAUCACAAAUUGCCCUGUGCCCUCUUUGAAUAGAGAAGUUGACUUCUACUCCAGGUGGGAGCUGUGUUUGACCCUAUCGAUGGGGAUGAGACAAUUUCCUACUCUCUGGUGUUGUUAGUGAGCUGUCAUUAACAUCAUUUCAGCAGAGCUGGAGCAUCAAAGUAAAAACCUGCUUUCAGUUGCUUACCAUUUAUAAGUGAGGGCUAGGCCUUUCGGGUUUCAAUGUUCAAUGACCACUACAUAAAAGCAGGACUGAAGACCAGGGGGCAGAGGGAGGGUUCAACUGUUCUAGAUUUUUCUCCCAAAACGCAGCAAUAGCAGCCUAACCUCCCCAAGAACUGCAGCAGUUCUAGGUGAUAAAAUUCUGGCCUAAUCAGCAACACAAACAGGCGAAUCUAAAAACAAAAAUGCCAAACAUGGCAACAGUUUUGGAGAGGGGUAGGGAAGUCAUUGUCGACUUUGAAAGGAUUAAAAUGGAAACAAGAUCAGUAACUGGCCCAAAAACGGACCACCAUCUGUCCGAUUGACACAGUUUGCGCAUGUUGCUAUGGAAACCCAACAGAGGCCUGGAACUGCAGGCUUCACCGUGGAUUGAUCCAGAGUUAGUCGCAGGGCAACAGCGCACAGUGAGGGAUCCUCGACUGGGUCAGGGGCAGAGGGGAGGCUAGAAACAAGAUAUUAGAUGUCCAAAGCACCCAGAUUUCAUUGUGUGAAUGACAUUGCCAUUCUGACUGUUAUAUUCUCCUUUCCCAAUGAACUCAAACUGUCCUGUUAAUUAUUAAGCCAUUUCUUUCUGUUCCUUUGAAUAUUUACAGCAGUAUAUUUGUGUCCUCAUGAUGAUUGUAAGUUGUAUGGUCAAAGAUGCCUGAGGCGAGUCUGUCUUGCAGUUACUAGCACAGCUUUGGUUCAUGUUCAUGUUCAUCAUCAUCAUCACCACACAAUGUAUUCAAAUUCCAUCAAGGCGUGACAUAAUAAAUCAUUUGACAUUACCACC